UUGAGUAAAGAAACCUAUUUAAAAAAAAUAUGGAUAUAUACUGGGUUAUUUUGUUUAUUGUUCUGGUGUCCUUAUUCAUAGAAAGAUUAGUGAGAAAGUUAAAGAUCAGUAGCUUUGAUCAGCGCUAUGUUGUCGUUACUGGAUGCGAUACGGGGUUUGGAAACAUGCUUGCUAAAAGGCUGGACGCCAUGCAGUUCCAUGUUUUUGCUGGCUGUUUUACAAGCAAGGCAGUUACGCAGUUGACCGAAGAAUGUUCGCGGAAUAUGACAGCUAUACAAGUAGACGUUUCAAAAGAUGCAAGUAUUGAACAAAUGUUGGAAACAGUUAAAAGAAAACUACCUGAAGAUAAAGUAUUGAAAGAACAUGGUCGUAUUGUGAAUGCAUCAAGUGUGGUGGGUCGUUUUGCAGCUGGUCCGGCUACGUACGUCGUUUCAAAGCAUUGUGUGGAAGCAUUUUCUGAUGUACUCAGACGGGAACUUUACAGAACAGGGGUAAAGGUAUGCAUAGUUGAGCCUGGAGCAUUUAAGACGGGAAUUCUUGAUCCAAGUGCUCAAUUAAAAAGACUAGACAAUAAAGUUAACAGCUUGCCAAAAGAAAUAAAGGGGAAACUGCGAGAAGAUUACAUUAGCAAAAGUCUGGCAAGGUUCAUAAAGGACACUUCUCAUGCCUCCAUUAAAUUCAAUGAGGUUAUCGACGCCUACAUACAUGCCAUUAUCGCUAGGUAUCCAUUGAAAAGAUAUCUGGUUGGCAAAGACGCAAAUUAUUUUAUGCGGGCAUUGUGGCUGCUUCCUGAAUGUGCAAGUGAUUUCAUCAUUGAUAAAUUUAGUGGAGUGGAUAUAAAUAAGGAGUAG
Mercenaria mercenaria is the source of this 851-nucleotide messenger RNA. RefSeq names its product dehydrogenase/reductase SDR family member 9-like. The record is from RefSeq and is a predicted model, not a curated record. The coding region runs from base 30 to 851 and encodes 273 amino acids. NCBI's taxonomy places the organism in Eukaryota, Metazoa, Mollusca, Bivalvia, Venerida, Veneridae. The transcript is spliced from 5 exons.